AUGCAAGGCCCUGUUGACCUUCAACAACGCCGACGAAAAGUCCAACACCUCCAGAUGGUCAUGGAGAAUAUUGGGCAAUUGGAGCUGAUCCACAACGGCUAUCGGUGAGAUUUUGCGUUAGUUUGAAAGCUUAUUGCAUUGUUUCUUAUAUUCAAAUAGCCUUUAAUUGAUUUGGGUUGGUUAUCAGACAUUUUGGCACCUAUUUUAGACAGCAGGUAUAGCUGACCUAAAAUAAGAUAAUUUUUGAUCAAAAAAUCGUAUUUUCGUCGAAAAUGAAAUACGGAGAGAUAGUAAAUAUCAUUCUAAAGCAUUUACAAUAUUGUAUAGCAAUCUUAUAUCCAAAUUUUCACCAAAAAAUCCCAUUUUUCCCACAAUAAUCAUCAUUUUUUCAGCGCUCUUGCUCCUCACUUUGCUGGUGGUUUCGAUGAAGAACGAGUCUUUGGAGGCCAUAUUCUAGCCCAAUUCUACUUGGCGGCCAAACAACUCCGCGACGAUGCGGCCAUUCAUCGGAUUGACGUCAAUUUUUUGGCCGCCGCUUCGACCGAGACCCCAAUCAAUUAUGAAAAAGUCAACGAAAGGGGUGAUCUGAUCUGGUUCGAGGCUACACAACAAAAUAGAUUGGUCGACAAGAGCAUUGUCAAGGUGAGCAUGGGGUUUUUUCCCCUAAAUUUUGCCAUUUUUUGUUAGAAAAAUAGUGAUUUUUCAAGUUUUUUUGACCGAUUUUGGCUGUUUUUUGAAGAAAAUUGAUACAAAAAAUCUAUUUUAUUCAAGUUUAACCCCUAAUUUUUCAGUUUAAAUCUAUUCCAUCCACAAGACCACGUCGACCCGCUCCUCAAAACCCUCCAAUCAAGGAGUUUCUCGACCUUCCCGCACCAAAUUCCUGCCCUCUAAUGGAAGAUGCCCUAAGGUCCGAAGUGAUCGAUGAAAAUCUCCAAACCACCGGUCCCGGCUACGACUUUAUGUUCAGCCGACAAAGCCGUGAUCUCUUCGAAGUGCGUUUCAUCAAUCCCACUCACUUGAAGAGUGCUCGAGGCCCGAUUAAAAACUAUAUGAGACUUCGAAAGGAGCUCCGCGACGUCCCAAUUAACGAUCCAAUGGUGGUGCCGCUCCUCAUCAGCGACUACUUUGCGUGCUUGCCGGUCACGGUGCUGACCGAGAAGCUGCUAAUUCCGAUCGAUUCGGUGGCUUCGCUGAAUCAUAAGGUGAUGAUUCACACGGAAAAGUGCGAUGUAAGUUGGAGGACAAGUGCAAUAUAAAAAAUGGCGAAAAAAAUGUUAAAUAUAUAGAAAAAAUUAGUUCUGUUACUAUGUAAUUAGAAUAGAAUGUAAAAUACGCCAAAAUACAUGCUGUUUAUAAAAUUUUCAAAUUUUCCGGUUUUCGCUGUGAGACUCAAUCUUCCUCCAAAAAAAUUCCAUUUUCUUCGCAAUUUUGUUCAAAUUUUGCCUCAGGCAACAUCUAAAUUUGUCAGAAAUUUAUUUCUUAGACUAUUUUCUACACUAAUUUUCCAAUUUACCCACAAAAAUUACUGUAAUUCCGAAAAAAUCUCAAAUUUUGGGUCCCAACACGAAAACUUGAAAACCCCGAAUUUUGCCAUUAUUCGCUCUCUGAAGUAAUUUGGAGCACUUCUCUGAUCCAGCAAUCAAUUACGACUCUCCCAAAAUGGGGUUUCCAACUCAAAAUUUAUGGGUUUUCACGGCGCUCUGUCAACGAGACGCUGCGACUGGCUGAUUUUCGGUCUCACCACGCGCUGAGAUCAACCGGAGUGUCUUAAACAUUGUUAUUGGGGGAAUAGAAACUUUUCGUUCAGCUAUUUUCGGAGUUACAGUAGGGCGAAAAGGAUUUUUUUAUGUGAAAAACCUCAAAAUGUCUCAAAAUUUUUUUGUAUUUACUUGUAAUAAUGAUGAUUUUUUCAGCCUAACGGAUGGUUCAUUCUCGAACUCGACUAUGAAGCCGCUUCCAGCACUGGUUUGGUUUUGGGCCGCGUCGCGGCCGAAGAUGGGACCCCAAUUCUCAAUUUCUCUCAACAAUUCUACUUGCAACUCGAUGAACGGCCAAAAUUGUAA
Messenger RNA from Bursaphelenchus xylophilus (pine wood nematode), 2063 nucleotides. Lineage: Eukaryota; Metazoa; Nematoda; Chromadorea; Rhabditida; Aphelenchoididae. The record is from the annotation of a GenBank genome assembly.